AUGUCCGACCAACUUAAGGAACUUGGGAGACAAGCUUUUGUCAAACAGGAAUACAAAAAGGCUGCUAAAAUCUACCGCGAUGCCAUCAAAAUAGACCCUACCUCCCCAGUACUCUACUCCAACAGGGCAAUGUGUUUUGUGAAGAUGGAGGACUGGCAGCGGGCUCUUGAUGAUUGCAAGAAAGGCCUU
This is a messenger RNA of Babjeviella inositovora NRRL Y-12698, 189 nucleotides long. RefSeq lists its product as uncharacterized. The transcript has a single exon. The annotation marks the transcript as partial. NCBI's taxonomy places the organism in Eukaryota, Fungi, Ascomycota, Pichiomycetes, Serinales. Gene Ontology annotation, molecular function: Hsp90 protein binding. The record is from RefSeq and is a predicted model, not a curated record.